Messenger RNA from Acipenser ruthenus (sterlet), 2521 nucleotides. RefSeq names its product ETS-related transcription factor Elf-3-like. Bases 165 to 1265 code for a protein of 366 amino acids. The record is from RefSeq and is a predicted model, not a curated record. The transcript has 8 exons. Gene Ontology annotation, molecular function: sequence-specific DNA binding; DNA-binding transcription factor activity, RNA polymerase II-specific. Lineage: Eukaryota; Metazoa; Chordata; Actinopteri; Acipenseriformes; Acipenseridae. Gene Ontology annotation, cellular component: nucleus. Gene Ontology annotation, biological process: regulation of transcription by RNA polymerase II; cell differentiation.
AACAGGUGCAUGUGUGAUUGAGAAUUAGCAGGUCGAGAGAUUAGUGUUAUACCUGCUGAAAAAUAUCAUCUGUGGAUUAUUAUUAUUAUUAUUAUUAUUAUUAUUAUUAUUAUUAUUAUUAUUAUUAUUAUUUUCGUACGUGGGUGUUCUUAUCAGGAGAGCUGAUGGCGGUGUCGUACGAGUUCAGCCGCAUUCUUACUAACGUGAUGAGCACGGUGUACCAGACUGAGGACACACAGAGCAGCCCUGGAAGCAUGACUCUCACAGACAGCAGGGAGCUCCUGCAGCCGCUGUCCCUGGAAUCACAGGACCCCAACAGCUGGUGCAGCAUCAAGCCGCAGUUCUGGAAUAGGAACCACGUACUGCAGUGGAUCGGCCACCACGUGGAGAAGUACGACUACGAUGCCAGCACCCUGGACAUGUCCUACUGCACCAUGGACGGGGCCACGCUGUGCCAGCUCUCCUGUGAAUCCCUGCGCACCAUGUUUGGGCCCCUGGGGGACCAGCUGUACCGUAGCCUCUGUGAGCUCAACUGCAAGAGCUUGGCGUACGACGACCUCGACACCGCCUUCGAGGACGUCAGCUAUAUCAUCCGAGGGGACGAGGGGGACCUGAGUCUGCUGGACACCGUCAGGUUCGGCACAGCCUGGGAUAGUGACUUCAAUAUCAUCAUGGAUCCUUCCUGGAGUGAUACUGGCUAUGAGUCCGGCCCCACCUCUCCAGACAGCCUCAACAGCUCCAGCGCAGGGUCCCAGAGAUUCCAGACCCCUUGCUCUCCUGACUCCGGUGGAAGUGACUCGGACCUCGAUUCAUCCAAAUCAAAAUUCACACCCACGACAGAUCUGUAUAUGAAGGCUGAAGGCUGUGACCUGAAGCCCUGUAAGAGAGGGAGGGGGCGGCCCCGGAAGCUGAGCCGCAGCGUGGUGGACUGCAUCGAGAUCAAGAAGAGCAAACACGCUCCUCGCGGGACCCACCUGUGGGAGUUCAUCCGAGACAUCCUGAUCAGCCCGGAAAAGAACAACGGGCUGAUGAAGUGGGAGGACCGCACGGAGGGGGUCUUCAAGUUCCUCAAGUCCGAGGCAGUGGCACAGCUCUGGGGGCAGAAGAAGAGGAACAGCAGCAUGACAUACGAGAAGCUGAGCCGUGCCAUGAGGUACUAUUACAAGAGAGAGAUUCUGGAGCGAGUGGACGGUCGGAGGCUGGUCUAUAAGUUUGGGAAGAACUCCAGUGGCUGGAAGCUGGGGGAAGUGAAUAGUGGAAAGUGAGAGGGCCGAGUGGCGGCACUGUGAGUUUGGAAGGUGCUUGCGAGGCUCCUGGACAGAGCUGGGUUAAUGUCCGGAGACCUGCAUGAGAUGAAGACGGUGUGUUGGAAGGACUCUGGACGACUGAGCUGCAUUUCUGUUCUUUUGUUUUAGACUCUGGCCAAAAGUGGCAAAAGUGUGUACGCGCCUUUUUGGCGUCAGAAAAAAGUAAGCCAAUAUUUCGGCUAAAGUAGGUUGUAUGAACCGCUAAAAUAUAAUUCUUAUUGUUGUUGUUGUUAUUAUUUUAUGUUUUAAUAUUAAAGUUAUUGACGAGGAUCCUGGGACGUUGACAAUCACCAACCAAUCAUUCAAACAGAUAAAGCAUUUUUUUAUUAUUUAUAAAUACUGUACAUACACUAUCUGUUUGAAAAACUGUGGCCUUAACUUUCGCAAUGAAUUGGUUGCCUCGUUACAUCACAGUUGAUGGAUGGCACGUUAAUAAUAAUAGCAGUCCUUAAAGAGAACCAAGUGCAACGCCCCCAGGGUAUGAGGACAUCUACAUGGCACUGCCUUCAAUGCAGCAGAUUGCUUGAGUGAACUCUCCAUCUCAAACGGAAGCAAUGUUCUAGACUCCACCAGGAUGUGAAUCGAAAGGCUUGCGCUUCUGUCAGGGUGAAAGACAACGCCAGGUGCCCUGUGUGCUUCAGCAGCACAAUGAGCACAGUGAGUCCGUGCGCUUCACAGCUCCAGAUAAGAGAUCACUAGUGAUACUCACAGCCUCGGCACAGCACUCACAUGACUGCUGCCGCUCUGGGUGUCAAAAAUUCGCUUCAGCAUUAAAACUGGAGCUCCUGUGAGCACUGAAGAUCCACAUUACAUGUCCCAGUGAUGUAUGGAAUUAUUGCAUAACUUUCCAAAGGAUCUCUACAGAGGCACAUGCAAGGAACUGCAGUAGCACUACAAUAGCACUGGUUAGACACUUGGUGAUUUCAGCAGUUUCAUUGUGAAGGGAAUCCGUACGCUUUACUUAAGUUAUAUUUCUAUGUGUUUUUAUGCUUGUAUGUAUCUAUGUAUACCAUAUACUGUACAGCCUUUAUUAUUCAGCUGGACUGGUAAACUUUAAUAUUGAGAUGUGUUCAUUAUUGUAUAUAUUUGUUUCACAAAAUUCUGUAUAUUAAUCCUAAAAUACUUUCCUUUUGAAUUGUAUGGGAAUAUUAUUUUGUACAAUGUAAUACUAUUUUGCAAAUAAAAAGAUUAUUAGAAAAAUAUAUUAAAAAAAA